GCAAGGCAAUCUCAACAGGAUGACACCUCCAAUGUUCCUCUCAUGUCUGACAUGCCUGUUCUUGGGGGAAAUAGCUCAGGGGAAUCACUUGAAACAACCCUCAACUGUGCGUCAAGACAGACGGUAUAUACAGGCUAAAGUUGGUGACAACGUGACUUUGACAUGUUUUUUUCAUGACAACGAUGAUGUAAAGUAUUACUGGUAUAAGCAAACACUGGGACAGAGGCUACAGCGUAUGUCUGCUACCUAUACAUAUGAUAAAAAUGGCAUUUUUGAGGAUGAGUUCAAGGACAAUCCACGCUUCACACUGGAAACUAACAGUGGUAAGAACCACCUAAACAUUUCAGAUGUACAAAUUUCUGACUCGGCUACUUACUUCUGUGCAAGCGGUGUUUCGUUUGAGUUUAAAUUCGGGGAGGGAACUGAAGUCAAUGUAAAGGGGUCCGGUUUGAGCAUUAAAGCUUUUGUACACCAGUCAGCAUCUGAGAGCAUUCAGCCACUGGGAUCCGUGAGCUGCACACUGCAUAGUGGGGACUGUGCUAGAGAACACAGAGUUUACUGGUUCAAAAGUGAAGAAGAACAUCGUCCAAGAAUCAUGUACACCCACGGAGGCAGGGGUGAUCACUGUGAGAGGAAACCUGACACACAAAUGUGUGUCUACAACCAGCAAAUGAAGGGAAUGGAUCACCGCUGUGCUGUUGCUUCAUGUGGAUACAUCGUGUUUGGAAACAGAACCAAGCAAAAUUUGGCAGGUGAGGUGAACUCUCUGGUCUCGGUGUAUUUCCUGAGUGGAGCUUUGACAUUCACCACCAUCCUGAGCGUUUUACUGGGUAUCGUAAUGUACAAGAUGAACAAAAGAAAGAACUGCCAAUCUACAGCAUCCCAAGCAGGACUUUCAGCUCCCUCCACCACAUAUGCACAGGGCUACCAAGAUGCAGACAGCCUUCAUUACGCUGCCUUGAGCAUUAAACUGCCAAAAAGCUCAAGAAGAGAGGAGAACUUUGAUGAGACUGAGUGUGUUUACUCUGGUUUAAGGCAGUUUGGAAACGGAACCACACUGGACUUUGCGGCUGAGGAGGUGGACUCUCCUGUCUCGGUUCAUUUCUUGAGCGGAGCUUUGACGCUGACAACCUUCCUGGCGGUUGUACUGACUAUCUUAGUGUGCAAGAUGAAGAAAUGGACCAGCUGCCAACCCACAGAGCCAAGAUUUCCAGCUCCUUCCAUCGCCACCGCUGAGGGUAACAACCGAGACACAGACAACCUCUGCUAUGCUGCUAUUAGCGCUAACCCACCCAACAGAUCAAGAACCGUGAAAAACAACACCGGGAAUGAAUGUGUUUACUCCAGUGUAAGGAAGUAGAACGAAACCUGUGUGUUAUAUUGUAUUGUUGACUUAGAUAUAGACAAAUAUAUGGAAAUAUAAAUAAAUAUCUGUUUAAUAUUUGUAGUUUCAAGCUGCAUGCAUCCCUAUUUUUUUUAUUUUUUCUUAAACCUCAUCAAGAAACUAUUGGCACGUGGCUUUGAGGAUCCAGCAUGAACCUGCUUUUCAGUGGCUUUAAACUGUUGUAUGUACAUUUCAUGUAAUUAAAGAUCAAAUAAACAUAUUCAGAAUGCU
Stegastes partitus (bicolor damselfish) is the source of this 1615-nucleotide messenger RNA. RefSeq lists its product as uncharacterized. Gene Ontology annotation, biological process: response to bacterium. Bases 20 to 1360 code for a protein of 446 amino acids. The transcript has 9 exons. NCBI's taxonomy places the organism in Eukaryota, Metazoa, Chordata, Actinopteri, Pomacentridae. The record is from RefSeq and is a predicted model, not a curated record.